Messenger RNA from Seminavis robusta, 2271 nucleotides. The record is from the annotation of a GenBank genome assembly. NCBI's taxonomy places the organism in Eukaryota, Bacillariophyta, Bacillariophyceae, Naviculales, Naviculaceae.
AUGCCUUCGGACGCGCGAGAUGUGGCGGACGAUCGGAUACGAGAAGAUCCUACUGCUACUUCUUCUACGACUACGUUUGAAUACGAGUCUACGGCCGAUGGAGAUGUCGUCAUUCACCACCAUCAUCAUCAUGCUCCAACACCGACUGACAGUGCCGAAAGCAACAAGGAAAAACUCGGGACAUGGCAGUCUCCUGGCAUUCGAGCGUCUGCCAACAAACGACACAAUCGUCAUCACUCACGCAAUCUGUCGGCUCAUUUUUUUGACGCUACCAAGUUGACGGAUGACGACGAUGAAGUGACGUUUGACAAGAAGGAAAGUAGUCCUGCCGUCGGACAAAAGCAUCGACGCAUGUUUUCGGGAGAUGUCUCCAAUCCACCACUGGCACAUCGGAGAAUCAAUUCUAUUGGAAAUGCGGCGGCGGUCGAUCGAUUUCUAGGACGACCGCGCAAUCGACAUCGACGAGAAGACUCGGCUGGACUGGAUAUUCUAUCGGCGGCUGUCGAUGUCACCAAUGACGAGUUGGCGGAUGCGGCAGGAGCCAGGACAACACCGAUUUGGGAGGACGGUAGUCACAAUGCCCCAGCCAACACGAGUGCGACGGCAAAACAUCAACGACUCUCCAGUCUAGACUUUUAUGACUACUCGGCCAUUCCACCACCGACCAACACGCGACACCCACAUCCUGCCACGGCACCACCGGCACCCGUUGUUACUGCUGGACCCAUGAAGCCACCACCGGCCAGAAGUUUCCCCCAUCCUCAUACAACACCUCAUCCCCAUCAUCACGGAUACAUGCCUCCUCCGCCAGGUCACCCUCAUCAUCCUCCACCACCGCCACCCACUCUUUCCUAUCAUCACCAUCAUCCUCACCAUCCACCGCCGCCACCACCACCCCAUCAUCAUCACCACCAUCAUCCUCAUUACCCACCACCUCCCUCUUAUUAUUCACAUGCACCACCACCACCACCGGGACAUGUGCAUCCUCCCCCGCCGCCACCACCGCCCAGAUCCUAUCCAGUCCAAUACUCCCAUCGGGCACCUCCUCCUGAACCAUACAAGACGCUAUAUCCACCGCCUGUAGUGGAAGAACCGCGACAAUCGUCCCCGACGGCUGGAACCUAUGGGGAUGAAAAAAUUGAAUCCGACGAGAAAUUAUUUGGCAACAAGGACAAACCCACCGAAGCGACAACUGCAAAUGCGACACCAUGGACUCCGGAAACCAAUGAGCGUGACAGUAAUACGACAGCAGCAGCAGCAGAACCACCCGCACCGACGUCGACGUCAACUACUACCGCUGCUCCCGAGCCAUCAUCCAAACCGUCGUCCAUGAGUGCCCAUCAUCGAAAAUUGUCAUCGUUUUCCAGUAUGGGAGCACUCAUUAGUGCUUCCAUGUUUGCACCGCCAGAGGGAGAUGAGCCCCAUCCAUUAAAGGCACAUCAUCGAGCCACGUCAAGCACCAUUUCAUUUUUGCAGGGAUUGGAUGUACUGGAAGGAUCUGAUUUGACCUUUUUGCACAAUGUACAGGCGUCUGCGCCCAGUUAUGGAGCACCCGCUCCGGCUCCUUAUGCACCACCACCGGCGCCAAGGUCAGCCUAUCCGGUACAGCCGCCUCACUAUCCACCACCACCGGUUUCAUCGGCCAUGCCACCUCCGCCCCCACCGCCUUUGGGGCCACCACCACCGACAACAUCACAACCACCGCUAAUGGGCACGGUGGAUGAAAUGGACGAACCCAGCAAAUUGGCAGCCGGUGGAGCCAGCAAGCGUGUGCGUCGCAAGUGUACCAUGGCGGGAUGUCCCAAUCGAGUCGUUCAAGGUGGCUUGUGUAUCUCCCAUGGCGCCAAACGCAAGACGUGCAAACAUGCCGGAUGUACCAAAAAUGUCAAGAAAGCGGGGUUGUGCAGUACUCAUGGACCAGCACGAAAACGGUGCGAAGCCGAAGGAUGUGGAAAGGUGGCCGUACAAGGUGGUCGCUGCAUUGCCCAUGGGGCCAAGAAAAAAUUGUGCUCGGUGGAAAAUUGCAAGAAACAGGCCAUUCUCAGUGGUAUGUGCAAGAAACAUCACGACAAGUUUGGUGGUGAUCCCAAUGAUAAUACCAUGACGUGUGUCGUCAUUGGAAGCAACAAUAGUGGCACGGAACAUGCGACCACAACAUCCUCCAGACCCGCGCAGAAACCAGGUCAUCAUCGUGGGCUAUCGAUCUUUCAGGAUUUGAGUGUCGAUGCGGUUGGGAAUCUGUUGGCAGACGACGAUCCAUUGAGCUUGUAG